AUGUCUCACAAGCAGAGCAAGAUUUCGGGCUUCUUCAAGACGACGCCUCGGCUGGCCAGUGGUCGAACGGAUCGCGGCGGCUCGCAAUCCAGUCAUUCUGGUCAGAACCUUGAGCCUUCUGUGGAGGACGUCCCAGCAAACGAAAAGCGCAAAGGGAGGAAGAUUCUCGCCAAGCCAACAUCGCGAAACCCCCCACGACAUCUUCAAGCACGCUCUGACAACGCACAGCGACUGCCGACUCGGUCACGGUCGCGAUCACCACCACCCACUGCCACUUCUUCGUCUUCUUCCACUACUCCUGCCGCUGCCGCUGCUGCUGCUACUGAACUGUCUUUACCUGCCGCGCCUGCAUCUGUACCACCUUCGUCCAUUCCAACAUGCAAGGCUCCUUCAGAAGCAGGGCUGAGCCAGACUAGGACACCCAAGAGAAUGACGCACGACUCGACGUCAAUAUUUUCCUCUCCGCUCGUGAGACGACAGUCCACGCCGGUCGUGAUAGACCCUAAACAAUCCUUCGACCUUGGGUACGCGCCUUCAAGCCCCACGCGAACCUUGUUCGCCACAAGGAUCAGUGACUCUGCCACCAGCAAACGAACAGCAGACUAUGCGCUCCUGUCCCCCAAAAAGGACCGCCUGAAGUCCGCCAGGACCAGUCCCUCUCGGGACGAGCCAUCCACGUUGUCGGAAAGCAUUCUAUCACUGCCAGAUCAUCUGUCGUCGCCGUUGCUAGCGCCGUCUUCGCCGCCGUCAUCCACAGCGAUGACGAGGGAAGCGUUUAGCCGCGACUUGGAAAUCAAGGGGUCCGAUGACGAGGAGGACGACUCGUCCGACUGCUCCUUGCCCGACCUUGAGAUGCUCUUGUCACGUAAAUCGAAGCCAGACGUGCUGCCGAGCCUUGUAGGCAAGGCUGUUUCUCCGAGGACGAAACUGCGUCGUCGAAGGCCUGGCGAAAAGUCACCUGCGCCAGCUCCUCCGAAACCCAUGUUCGACAUGAAAACACUGAUGGAACACCAAAGGCGAGAUGAUGCCAUCGCCGCGAGCUCGUCUAGACUGGACGGCAACGGUGAAGAGAAGAGCGCAGACUUAAGAUACGAGGCGGGAAAUGCGUGGCCAGGCAUCAACUACGCACCCCCUCCCAGUCCGAAUACCGCCCGCAGGAAAUUUAUCAGUGUUGCGGGCGUCAACGACAAGGAGGUGGCUGGCAAGGCUAUGCGCGCCAUGGAGCGAACAGAAGCUACCACGUCGACCAACAGCAGGUGUUAUUUCUUCAAAAGGGGAAAAUCUUCAUCGGAAGCCCGGCCAUUGGUGCCGCCACCGCCGUUUCCACAACAUGCCGCUCUGGGCCCGUGGGCCCUGCUGGCCAAAGAGGGGACCCGCAAGCAGCAUUUGCAGAGCAACACGCUGCAAUGCGUCGCCAGCCGGCAUAGGCUACCUGACGAGAUCUUCUUCUGGAUGUUGAUGGCUAUCGAAGGGGAGAAGAGGCCCCUUCAAGUGGCCUAUUCCCAUCUUCUCAGUGCCAAUGCAGGUCAAAUACGGGAGCUUGUCACGCCCGGACGUCUACGUGAGCUGUUUGGCUGCAUGAAUGCUGCAGACGGUAUUGAUGUUGAGAAGGUCCAGCUUGUGCGGGAAGACCAGAAUGCGUAUGCUGGUAGAGAUUGGUCGGGACUGCGCACAUACCUCAACUGGCUGCAGCGAGUGGCGGGCAAUUUGAGGCCCGAGUCCGUCAAGUACGCUGUACUUACCUUGCUGCGCAUGGCGGCGGAUAGGACACUCAUGAGUGUCCUUGAGACUCGAAUAGUUCAUCAGACAGCCUUGACCUCCUUGGUCGAGGCUGUUGAUGGAAGUGACUGGGAUGAGUUUUGUCAACACGCAUGUGCCUCGAUUUGGACUGCAUUUGAUACCGGCUCCUUACGCCUGGCGUCGAUUCAACAGAUCGUCCCCACAACACGCAAAUCGCGAGAGUUGCGGCGGCGGCUGGCUUUGGCCUUCUUCCUCGGAGACGCAACACUCGCAAGGCAACAUCCAGAUGACCAGGGAUUCAUCCCAGAAGCUAUGCACCGCCUCAAGGGCGACGAGUUCCAUAUCAAGAGGAAGACAGACUACGUAGAGCUGAGGGCGCAAAUCCAGCUUUUUGAUAUCGCACUCGACGACGGCUCGUUCUGCGCCGGCAGUACAUCAUAUGACGACGCCGUAGCCUUUGACGCCGAAGUCGACCACCUGGCUCAGCAGCUGAAAACCCUAUGGGGCAGUAUCAAUGAUUCCGGGGCUGCCUACCUAUCGCGAACCGAGGCGAAGAGCUCGAUCGAUUGUGCGCAGAAACGCUUGACAUACGCAGUACGAUCGAAACCUCCGCCCAAGCGAAACAUCUUUGAGCUGCCUGAGCAGCGCAAGGAGGUGGUGACGGAGACACAGAAAGCAUUCAUGAGCAAGUUUAUUGGCGCUUUGAAGAAGCCGCCAAGACUAGAUAUACUUAGAGACGAAGAACGUCGGGGAUCCAUGGCUGGCUCAGACGAUGCCUCGGAGGCAGAAGACUCGUUCAUGACGGCGGUCGGUGAACUUUCAUAA
Molecule: messenger RNA, 2565 nt
Organism: Verticillium alfalfae VaMs.102
Lineage: Eukaryota; Fungi; Ascomycota; Sordariomycetes; Glomerellales; Plectosphaerellaceae
Exons: 2
Coding region: 1-2565 (854 amino acids)
Source: RefSeq, a predicted model, not a curated record